CUGUCAUGUCUCGGAUUCCAAAAACUAAACCGAUAUAUAAAUUCACUGCACGUCCGACUCUAUCUCCCCCGCAAUCCAUCCUCUCCUUCUCGACCCGCUAAGUGCGAUAUACUCUCGUUUCCCCUUACCUCUCCCUCUCCCUCAUCGCCCUUGUCGACGUUGACGCUCUCUUCAAGAUGUCGUGUUGCACCUCCUCAGCGUUCCCCUCACCUCCGUCAUACCAGUCCCCCCUCUCAUCUGUUAAAGUAGUGAAACCUGAAGAACCUGAGGUUCCCGCGACACCGCUGACCCUCGUAGACUUCACCACUCUCGUUAGCGCUGCAUUAUCAUUCAACACCCCCAUUUUUGAGCCUCUUGCGCUCCCUUGCCGCCCAAAUUCAAGUUGCUUUUCAAGUUCAUUUCAAAAUAAUCUGCGGUCAUUGAAAACUGAGGAGAAAUUGACAAUGUUAAAAAAGAUCAAGAGCGUUUUGUUGCGCGAGCCACAAUCGUCUGUUGUCCCUACAAAGCGUUCUCCUCGUCAGGUACCAGAGCUGCCUAACCUACCCCUCCCACCUCCUACGGAUCCUAUAUUCACGCCUCAUAUGCCGCUACCUAUUGCUUUGGAGAGAGGACUUGUCAGCUGCAGUACUGAGCUUAUCAGUCCUACGGCUAGCGAAGAUUGCGAGUCAUGUCAGCUUUCUUCUUCCUGCUCCCAGCUCUUUUCGCCCUGUGCGGACGCUCAAUCAUCAUCGAGUUCGAUGUCUAGCGAAGGCUACUCUACAAGUGGUUCGGAAUCCCUCUCACACGCGUCGUCUUCCGUAUAUUUCACAUCGGACCCGGCCGACCCCUUCGCCAAAGGCCAUGUCCAAGUCGUUCGACGGAGCACAGGGUCGUCCUCCAGCAGUAGCUCAUAUGGAUCUGUGUGUAUGGGUGCAUAUACCUUGGGCAACCAUCCCUAUGCCACUAGUCAACGAGAUCAUUCACCGCCAAAAAAGUCGAAGAAGAAGUUCAUUACGGCUACACCUCCCCCGUGUCCAUUGAUACUUCCGCCUCGACUGCCGAUGCCCACCAGGCCAUUACCACCUACGCCCGAUACAGCUUCCCGUAAUCAGCUUACCCCUAGGUCUCCGACCAGAGAUUGGACGCUGGAUUUGCCUAUUGAAGGGACAGCAUUUGAUUCGUUCAGAGUCGCACCAGGGGGUGCGAGCAGACGGAAGGUCGGUGCAAAGACUCGGAGGGCCAGACGUGCCAGUUUGAAACUGGCUGUGUUGGCAAAUUUGGGCCAAUUUCCAGUAAAGAAAGAUGACCCGCUCGGUGGCGAUUUGAGGCCGGGUCACAGGAGGAAGGGUUCCCCCUUCCCUCUACUUUUCGAGCUGCCUCCAAAUUCGAUAGCAUCACCUUCAUCUACGCCUACAUCUCUGCGAACACCCGAGUCUCCACAACAACCUAGGAAGUCGAGACCUCCUAUGCUUGUACUCUCUCCCGCAGGUUUACCUGUUCCUCCGCCCUCCUCAGGUUCCGAUGUGACCAUUCCCCCUAUUUCACCUAUUUCCAUGUGCUCUUCGACUGAGAGUGCGGUUAAUGAACCUCUCGGCGGAAGAGCGAACGUCCCCGGAUGGUUUUCUGAUGACUGUGCUGUAUCCGAGCAAGGGCAUAGAAAACCCCAUGAGGAAGAAGGAAAAAUAGAUGGAGAGGAAAGAUAUUGGACUGCUCCAGAAAGCACGAGCACUCACGCCCACUAAGACCGUGUUUUAAAGUCAUCGCGCUAGUAUGUUUGUUGUUACAAACUCACAGUUGUUACAUUCAGUCAUUUAAAUCUGUUUCCUGUCAUUUCUGAUUCUGUCAUUUUGUCGGUCGUUUCGCGUUUUCCCCCCGUGUAAAUCUGUAAUUGUAAUUGUGAUUAGAUUGCGCUCCAUUGACACUCGCUGUUGUACUUCUUGGUCACCUCAAUUUCCCCGGUCAUUAUACAAUAUUAUUCUCUAUCGUACUAUAUCACUUACGUAGCGUUACCCUAC
Molecule: messenger RNA, 1994 nt
Organism: Marasmius oreades (fairy-ring Marasmius)
Lineage: Eukaryota; Fungi; Basidiomycota; Agaricomycetes; Agaricales; Marasmiaceae
Exons: 3
Coding region: 177-1721 (514 amino acids)
Source: RefSeq, a predicted model, not a curated record